Pararge aegeria (speckled wood butterfly) is the source of this 3038-nucleotide messenger RNA. It is a transcript of the gene Nab2, whose product is annotated as zinc finger CCCH domain-containing protein 14. The record is from RefSeq and is a predicted model, not a curated record. NCBI's taxonomy places the organism in Eukaryota, Metazoa, Arthropoda, Insecta, Lepidoptera, Nymphalidae. The transcript is spliced from 13 exons. Gene Ontology annotation, cellular component: nucleus; cytoplasm. Gene Ontology annotation, biological process: regulation of mRNA stability. Gene Ontology annotation, molecular function: poly(A) binding. Bases 233 to 2995 code for a protein of 920 amino acids.
CUAAAUGUCAAAAGCUUUGCAAUUUGCAUGGCUGCCUUAUUACUCUUUCUGUAAAACAAGAAUUGUAAUAUUUUAAAUGAUUCACGACAUACUUCACUUCUGUGCUAUUUUAUGUAAUUUUAGCCAGUUAAAAUGUUAAACUUAUAUCAAAAAAAGUUUCCUAUCAUAUAGAUUUGCUGUGCUGUGUAAUUAAGAUUUUUUUAGGCUAAGGGUCGGCUAAAAUAUAGCUAAAAUGGAUGUUGUCGGCAGCGAAAUAGGCCAAAAGAUGAGGUCUGCCAUCAAGGCCAAGCUGACUGAACUGGGGUGCUAUGUUGACGAUGAGCUCCCUGACUAUGUGAUGGUGAUGGUGGCCAAUAAGCGCACCAGAGCUCAGAUGGAGGAAGACCUCCAGCUGUUCCUUGGCGACAACACUGAGCUAUUCGUAAACUGGCUUCAUCAGGUUCUGAAGAAACUCCAAGAGGUUACUGUUACUACACCAUUAUUGCCUGAUGUUGAAAUUGAGAAAGACAAAGCAACCACAAAAGAAAAAAAAGGAAAAGACAAGAAAUUCAAAGACAAAACAAAAAAAAGCGAAGGUACAAAAAAGUCGAAGAAGAAAGACAAAGAAAAAGACAAGUCUCAAAGAAAAGUAGACAAAAAAUCUCAUAAAAGUAAGAAGAAAAGCAAACAUCAUGAAAUGAUUCGACCAAAUGUACCACCUUUACUAAUGAAUAUGGAAAAAGAAUCUGAACCAUCCAUUACAGAUGUAUUCGCUGGACAGAUUUUAAAGAACCAUGGUGUUUUACUUGAGCCAUACAGAGAAGAUCCAAAGCAAAUAGAGACUAAAGUAGUUUUUGAGGAAGUUAAAAGACCAAUGAUCACUAUUAUUGAUCCUGAUACUAUAACACAGCCUGGGACAUCAGAAAGUAAUCAAAAUUCUAGUAAUAAUGUAAAUAAAAAUUCACAAGUCGAAGUCAGAGGUGAGCAAAUUAAAGAAAUAAAUCAGAUUGAAGAAAAAAUCCAAGGUCUGAAACAGAAGUUGGCCGAGCAGUUAGAUUCAAUGUCCGAUGAUGAAGAUUUCUUGACGAUAAGAACUGAGGCUGAAGAGCUGAUGAAUGAUUUUGCUGAAGAUGUAUUGCAAGAAGUAUCACAACCAUCACCUGUAACACCUCCCUUGCAAACCAAAUCCGCUACACCUCCCCGAAUCGUGGGAAUGACCCAAAAGCCCAAGGAAAUACAAUCGGAAGCAGAAACCUUACCUCAAAUAGAGCUAAACCUACCCAAAAGACCAAUUCGCGAAAGGCUUGGUGCACGUGAAAUACCAAAGGUUCAAGAAGUAAAGGCAAAAGAGACAACUAAAAAAGCAGAGAGUCCUGAAAGAUUUACGCCAGAAAAAGAGAUUGAGUUCCGACCUCAAAGACCUGCAAAAAGUCGUUUGGGAAGUCAGUCAGACUCACAAAGAAGAAUGUCUACAUCCGAAGAUAGCACUGCAAAGUGUGAGUCCAGUUUAAAGCGACUCACUUCUAAAGUGUCAGUAUUAGGGAAUCGGAGCGGACGCUCUACGUGCGCGUCCGUUGUCCGCGUGCGUCCACGACCGCGCGUCUCUACGCCCGCGUCUAGCUUACUGAUGCGAGCUGUGGCUGAUGCGCACAAGAGUUUACUCAGCAUACCGCCCAAAUUGGACACCGAGCCCCAGAAGAUAAAACGCGCAAUGGUUCUGCCAAUGCGGCGUUGUGUUGACGCGCAGAAAAUCGUGAUACAAGUGCCCGGUGGAAUGGACGCACAGUCGGACAGCCAAGGCGAUACAAUCAGCUUGGGCGAUAUGGAUAGCGAGGGAGAUGACAAGAGCUCCAAAGUCCCAAGUGACAUCACGGAAAAAGAAGACUUUGUACCAAAAAAUAUCACUAAAGUUAUUACCAACACCGAGUAUGUACCGGAGACUGGAUCUAGUCGACAAGACGACAUGGAUACUAUUAAAAUUCACAAUACAAUAACGGAUAAAGAGAAAGACACCCAAUUCAUAGUUACUAUGGACGGAUACCACCCGAACGCGUUCCUCGCAAAGAAACUCAUGACCGAAGGCCUAUUAGAUGAAGUUGAUAUGAAAGAUAAACCAGAAGGGCCCCAACCAAGCUCGAAACCAGCAGUAGAAGAGGAAAACGAUGAAACCAAAGAACCAACUGUAGGAAAACCUGAAGAAGUGAAAGAGACGGCGAUACCGAGCGGCCCAAAGAAAAGAUUGAGUAAUACAAGCGAGGAGAGUGACACCCAAGUUAUAAUAACGCAAGAGGAGAUAGAAAUAGAAAUGCCAGUUGAAAAAGAAAAGCCAAUAGAAAAAGAAAAGCCAGUAGAAAAAGAGAAGCCAGUAGAAAGAGAAAAACCAGUUGAGAAGAGACAAAGCACAGAUGACCCUCUCAAAGAAGAAAGUACUGAAGAGCUCAAAGAAUCUCCGCUCGCCAAGAAGAGGAAGGCGUCGCCCAUAGUAUUUGAUGUGGGCAAGAGAGAGAAGGAGAGUGAGAAAAAAGAAAAGGAAACCGUGAGAGAAAGGACUGCGAGUGCCAGCAGUGAUAGCCACGUGACUUUGAUCACGACAUCCACCUCUCAUAAAUAUGACGCUUUGCCACCAUUGUCUGUAGCGGAACGAAAACUGGCCUGGUGUCGCGCAUUUCCGCUGUGCCGGUUCGGCUCGGCUUGCGCGUUCGCUCACCCCCGCUGCAAGUUCGCGGCCGCCUGCACUAGACGCGGCUGUGUGUACUCCCACGCUCCGAACGCUCUACCCGGCCCCGCCUCCCCUUUGCCUGUUGUUGCAUCCCACGUGGUUCCGGCGGCGAACUACAAGACGAUAUCCACCGUAGCCCUGCCAAGCAUGUGUAAAUUCUACCCGGGUUGCGUAAACCCUGCGUGCCAUUUCUACCACCCGAAGCCGUGCCGCUACGGCAAGGCGUGCGGGAACAAGCUGGAGUGUAAUUUCUACCACCACGACGUGGCCACCAACAAAUGGAAAUACCCCGCGUAAAAUACAUUUUGAUUGAUUUAAACAAACACGUUUUAUUUAAUAU